CGAGGGGGCAAUUCCAGGGUCACAGGUCGCGGGGCUUUCCCUGGGCGUGGGCAUGGGCGUCGGCGCUGGACUCCAGAGCUGCGGUCCGGGAGGAGCUGUGCGCCCUGGGCGGGCGCUAUCGGGCGUGGUUUAGGACCCGGGGCGGCCUCCGGGCGGCAGGGCGACUCCCUAGGCCGGCUGCGGGACAGCGGGCUGCCACAGUCCGGUCACCCGGCGCCUGCCAGCAGCUCCGCUCGGCUCGUCCCCUGCGACGCGCGCCGGCCAUGACGGGCGCACUGUUCAAGGCGAACUUCUGGAGCACGGAUAUCCUCAGCACCGUGGGCUACGACUGCCUCAUCCAGCACCUCAACAAUGGCCGCAAGAACUGCAAAGAGUUUGAAGACUUCCUGAAAGAGAGGGCAUCAAUUGAAGAGAAGUAUGGCAAAGACCUUCUCAACCUCUCCAGGAAGAAACCAUGUGGACAGUCGGAGAUCAACACCCUGAAGCGGGCCCUGGAGGUCUUCAAACAGCAAGUAGACAAUGUGGCCCAAUGUCACAUUCAGCUUGCCCAGACCCUAAGAGAAGAGGCCAGGAAGAUGGAAGAAUUCAGGGAAAAGCAAAAGCUACAACGGAAAAAGACAGAGAUAUUAAUGGAUGCUGUCCAUAAACAAAAAAGCCUACAGUUCAAGAAAACUAUGGAUGCAAAGAAGACCUACGAGCAGAAGUGCCGAGACAAAGAUGAGGCAGAGCAGGCUGUCCACCGGAGCGCCAACCUGGUAAACCCGAAGCAACAAGAAAAGCUUUUUGUGAAACUGGCAACUUCGAAGACUGCAGUAGAAGACUCGGACAAGACAUACAUGAUGCACAUCAGCACCCUGGACAAGAUCCGUGAAGACUGGCAGAGCGAGCACAUCAAGGCCUGCGAGAUGUUUGAAGCUCAAGAAUGUGAACGAAUAAACUUCUUUCGGAACGCGUUGUGGUUACACGUGAAUCAGCUGUCACAACAGUGUGUCACAAGCGAUGACAUGUAUGAAGAAGUUCGUAAGAGCUUGGAAGCAUGCAGCAUUGAGAAAGACAUUGCAUUUUUUGUGAACCACCGAAAAACUGGACAGACCCCACCAGCCCCCAUCAUGUAUGAGAAUUUCUACUGCCCCCAGAAGAAUACAGCCUCACAGGGAAAGGCCCUGGGGCCUAACUUAGCAAGGAGAGGACCUCUCCCAGUUCCUAGAAGUACACCAGAUGAUCAGGAUUAUUCUUUGGUUAAUGACUACAGUCUGAUCUACCAGUAACAUCAAUGAAAACAACUCCUUUUCUGGCUGGUGAUUCUAGGACGUGGGAGGAAAACACUCAGAGCAGUAGCAUCUGUAGCCAAGCUGUGUCAGUCAUGAAACUUUGAAGUGAGACCUUGCUGUCAUGUUUUGGUAUUUUAUAUUGAUUGCAGACAUUUAGAUCAACUGAGGUUAGGAAAGUUCUGAAAUUUUUAAAAGAAGUUUACAGAUUGCCCCAGACUGAAGAAUUGCUCUUUUCCUGUCAGUUACCAACGUUGUGAAUGAAUUACGUUAUCUCCUGGAUCCAGGAAACUCUCUGGAUUUGGAGCCUUGACUCCUCUUGUUGCGGGAGAGGUGGCUGCAGAGGGGCCCAAGCCAUCAGCCUGUAGGAGCAUCUUGGCUUUGGGGGCAGCGUGUCUGUGGAACAUUCCACAGCCACACACGUCCUGAGUGGUGCGGAAUUUUAAAUCCCCUUCCUUUUUGGCUGGAGGACUGAGAGGCCAUCUGAUUCUACUUUCUCAUUUUACAAAUGAGGAAAUGAGGCCCAGCAGUGUGAAAUCCACUUCCUUACUGAUUAGGGACAGAACCAAAACUGGAGUGUAAGCUUAUCCCACAUCACCAUUCGAACUAAUCCUUCCUGAGGCUGUGGUGCUUGUGUUGAAAUUUCAGACGCCAAAUGUUUUUGCCAGUGUCUUUUUCAAUUGGGAACAUUACCAGGGUUUAAAUGUCAGCUUUAUUUUUGUAUGACUCACUGUGUGUGCUGAAGUACAGAGCGCCAUAUUGAAUUCAUCUAAGAAGCCGUUGAUUGUAAAGUAUGCCAUUAUUUCAUGUACCACUGAGAAAGUUAGGUAGAGGAGUUGACCAUUAAUCUGUGACAGUUAAUGGCCACACCCAUUUGAAUUUGAUUCGCGAAAGUGUUGGGAAAAAAGCACAUCCUAGAAUCCGUGCAACAGGAUAUUUUGACUCCAUUGCUAAAAGGAAGUUUAGCGCUCCCAUGCGAGUCCUCCAUCCCAGGUCUUCUUCACAGAGAAUCUUUCUGGAUUUUUUAAAAGUGUUGAUCUUAGCCUUCCACAGGUAUUUGAGUCUUCCUUUUGUUACCCACAAACAGUGGGGAGACUUACAUCCCUUUUGUGUAAUAUCCACACACCAUGAGAAAACAGUACAUUGUGGUGAAUAGCAAACUAGCACUGCUACUUACUCGGUAUGUUGUAAAAUUCUGUUGUCACCAAGAGCAUGUAUUUUCUUCUCCUGCCAGUGCAAUAGAUUUCUCAGAACUAUGCAUAAAUUGAUUGAAACAAAAUUGAUUAUUUCCCCCCAUUUAAUGUAAGGUGUUACUGAAAGGGGCCGCUUCUUGUCAUGACAGGAAACUUGCGUCAGUUGGAUAUCCUUUUGAGAAACUGAAGUUUGCAAAGGGCCAUUGGCUUCCCCAAAUUGAGCAGGCUCAGGAAAUUUUCCUUCGAACUCAGAACAUUCUGUUUUUAAGUAUUUUAUUUAUUGUUGGCAUUUCCUCAGGGAUUUCACUUUUCUCUCUAUUGGUCAGUGUCAUUGAUGUAAAAGUCUUAUGAAUUGAAAAUAUUUUUAUUUUGUGGCUUUUUCAGUUGGAUAUGAAGUGAAAUAAAGGUUCUUAGUGAUUUGGGA
Molecule: messenger RNA, 2885 nt
Organism: Mustela lutreola (European mink)
Lineage: Eukaryota; Metazoa; Chordata; Mammalia; Carnivora; Mustelidae
Gene: PSTPIP2
Product: proline-serine-threonine phosphatase interacting protein 2
Exons: 15
Coding region: 264-1268 (334 amino acids)
Biological process (GO): actin filament polymerization
Cellular component (GO): cytoplasm; actin filament; plasma membrane
Molecular function (GO): actin filament binding
Source: RefSeq, a predicted model, not a curated record